This is a messenger RNA of Cottoperca gobio, 1871 nucleotides long. It is a transcript of the gene tnfrsf9a, whose product is annotated as tumor necrosis factor receptor superfamily, member 9a. Gene Ontology annotation, biological process: regulation of cell population proliferation. Gene Ontology annotation, molecular function: protein binding; signaling receptor activity. The record is from RefSeq and is a predicted model, not a curated record. The coding region runs from base 222 to 1121 and encodes 299 amino acids. The transcript has 7 exons. NCBI's taxonomy places the organism in Eukaryota, Metazoa, Chordata, Actinopteri, Perciformes, Bovichtidae.
AGUACUCACUGAAGGCACAGCACAGAGAGAUUUCCUCAUGUGAUGUUGAACCUAUAACAUUACAGCUCAGUUGCUUUUAGGUUGAGAAGAAAGUUCAUGUGUUUUAGACUAACACUACAGAUUCAGAGAAGUUAAGCUAAGUGCCUUUUAAAAACAAUAUUUAGGUAGCUGGGAUAUUUCUUGGAUUUGAUUGGAUUACUUUACGUCUUUCCUGAGGGGCUAUGAAAGCUGACAGUAGUAUGGCUGCUAUCUUAUGGGCGAUGGGUGUCUCUCUGCUCAUGCACAGCUGUUUGUGCAGUGUUGAGCAGACUGACAGAGGUUGCAUGAAAUGGACACCAAAAGGAGCGAAUGUUUGCUGUGAAGCCUGUUAUCCUGGACACCGCCUGGUCAAAGAGUGCGGCCUAGACCCCAAAGAUCUUUGUACUCCUUGUGAGCCUGGGAUGUUUACAGUGAACCCUAAACAUUACAGGUGUGACACGUGUUCACAGUGUGUAGGUGCCCAAGUCUACAUGAAACCGUGCACUGCCACAACUGACACACAGUGUGGCUGUAAAGAAGGACUUACCUGUGGUGAUGCCAGAUGUUCCUUUUGUGUUAAAACAUGCAACAAAGGUCAGGAGCCUGCAGAGAAACGUUCUUGCAGAACGUGUCCUGAUGGAACCUUCAAUGGCCAAAGUCACCAGAUGUGUAAACCCUGGAGCACCAAGUGUCCUAAUCCAGAUCAGAAGAUUGUGUCCACAGGAGAUGCAUUUACUGACAUUAGGUGUGAGAAUGUUUCAAUCGGUGCAGCGAGCAGGCCAGAGAAACCUGAUCCCACAGCGGCGGCAUGGCCGUUGUUUAUGGGCCUCAGCGUAGUUCUGAUUGCUUUUGGUAUCAUCAUCCUCACCAUAAUCUUCAGCAUUCAAGCCAAGAAAAAAAAGAUGUGUAUUGUUGCCAAGAACAUCUGGCUGAAGAGAAAGGAAGACGAGAAAGAGCCAAUCCCUCAAACGCUGAUAAUCAGAACCCCCACAGAUGAUCCCAGGACAUUAAUAGCAGUCGAGUGCAGUUUCCACGAAGCCCAGCAAGAACAAGGCAGCAGCUCGCUGGACUCCAGGGACUCCUCAGAGCAGCUCAUUGCAUGAAUCAAAAUGGGAUUAUAGUGUCCUUGUUUGCAACGAUGAGCCACAAGUUUGGAGGUUAUAUUUUUGUGGCUCAAAGUGAAAGAAACAAAAGCACCAGGAUAUGUAAGAUUAGACGCACCAUAUUUCCUCUGCAAUUACAGCAGGAUAUAAUUAGUUAUCUUUCGAUGACACUGUAAAUAUACACAGCGGUGGAAGGGGAAUUCUGAGGGGGAAAAACUCAAUCGUUUUACAACAGUCUAUUCAUCAUGUAAAUUACAGCUGACAGGGAGGCUGCGUUUUUCUCUUUCAGUUAAGCUUGAAAGAUACGGCAAUCCUUAGAUAGCUGUGGAAGGUUUUUUAAUUAUUGGAUUUAGUUUGCCACCAGAUGAUUGUAAAACCAAAGCCUUUAGAAACCACUAGAAAUAUAUAUAUUUUUUUAAACUUGGACUUGUGCCAAUGGACUGUGAAAGAACUACUGUAGUGUCUGAAUGAGUUUCACUACUUUAAAUAUUUACAUGUAUGAGCGGUAAAGUGUGAGAAUGUACAGUGCAGGUGGGUGUAAAAGUCUCACAGCAGUUUUAGCCCACACACACAUACACACACACACACAAACCUCCAACAAUAGAUGUUUCUGUUUUACUCAGUCAACCUAGUUAUCUUCUGUUUACUGUUGAAUUUGUACAUUUCUAACUCGGAUUAUGUUGCAGCUGCCAAACUAGAACAAAGCUACGUCAAUCGUGGUGUCAGGAGAUAAGUGUUACUUUUAGAUUA